Molecule: messenger RNA, 2512 nt
Organism: Anguilla anguilla (European eel)
Lineage: Eukaryota; Metazoa; Chordata; Actinopteri; Anguilliformes; Anguillidae
Gene: scfd2
Product: sec1 family domain containing 2
Exons: 9
Coding region: 157-2229 (690 amino acids)
Biological process (GO): intracellular protein transport; vesicle-mediated transport
Source: RefSeq, a predicted model, not a curated record
GUACAAUUAUGGCGACAACAGACCGCCACGUCACCUUUAAGAGACUUACAUGUGUUUUCUGUUGUUGUGGAGGAGAAACAAAACAGACGCAUAUCGUUCUGUACCAGUAGACUGCUACUUUAAAAAAUUAGUUUAACGCAGAAAUAUUUUGCGAAUAUGUUGACGGCAGAAGGAGUAUCUGCCUUUUCACGGCAGGUGUGGGAUAAAGUGCUGUCAAAGGUAAAGAAAGCGGUCGUUUUUAUGGAUGACAGGUGCACAGAGUGUUUGCACUGGAACGGUGCAGUGGCCAGCCUGCUCGAAGCAGGAGCUCGCAAUUUAAAGCAGUUCUCCAGCUUCGAAUCCGGUGGCGAAAAUGAGCCGAAAGCGGUGUUUGUGGUCAGCACCCUGCUGAAGGGACGGACCGCGGACGUCAUCCGAGACAUAAUCCGGCUCAGCCGCUUUCAGUACUGCGUGGUCUUCACCGCUGUCCCUCACUCCGUCCACCUCCUAGCUAAUGAUGUCAGCGCCGAUUUGGAGGGGAACCCGGUUUUCGAGCGAUUCGAGGAGAAGCUCUGCGAGUGGAUGGGGAACAUGAACUUCACUGCGGAGGUAAUGCACGCACCCGUGGUGCUCGCGCCCGUGGCGCCGCAGCUUGUCCUCCUGCCCGCCUUUGGGGACCUGUUCCCGCUGCUCACCGAUGACCUCGAGACCAUCAACAGGAAACGGCCGGAGAAGAAAAGACUGGGCAGUCUGGUGGACCUGGACAUGCACUGUCUCCCCCAGGAGCUGCAGAUCCAGAUCAAGACGCUGGCGUCCGGGCUCAACGCCAUGUUCGAGUUCGCCAACGUCAGGGAGGAGAGCUUUGCGCUGGGACCACUGAGCCGCAUCAUCGCAGGGGAGCUGGCCAAUCACGCUCAGUCUAAAGCCAGGAGGAAGAACGCCCCCAACAAGGCCUCUGUGGUUUUCAUCGACAGAACGCUGGAUCUCACAGGUGAUGGCCCAGUGACGGUGUGUAGUACAGGUGCUGUGGGUCACCAUGGCGACAGUCUGGUGGAGAAGAUCCUGUCGGUGCUGCCGCCGUUACCUGGGCACAGGUGUGAUGUGCAGGUGGACAUGCUGGAGCUGACAGACCUGCCCCACACACCUGAGACACAGGGCACCCUGGCGCCCGGAUGCCUGGCACAACCCCAGGACAGGGCAGCGUGCGCCCUGUGGGAGGCCAUGCUGAGCGGGAGGCAGAAGGAGGCCGUGAUGGAGGUGCGCAGACACCUGGUGGAGGCCGCCAGCAAGGAGAACCUGCCAAUCAAAAUGAGCAUGGGUCGUGUGACAGCGGAUCAGCUCUUGGCGCAUGUGCGGUUGUUCAGGGGCCACUGGGAGGCGCUGGAGAGUCACUGCGGAGUGCUGCAGCUGUCUCUGGCCACCGCCCAAACACUGCGCCACCCCCACCUGCCCCUCUGGGACACCUGCCUGGCUUCCGAGAGACUGCUGCUGCAGACUCUUGGAGACUCUGACCUCCCGGCGGUUCUAAAGCAGAUCCAGUCUCUGGUGAAGGGCGGGGCAGAGGGUGGGGCCAGGUGGGGUCUGGACGAGCUGCUGGUGCUGCUGGUGUACGUGUACUCUGUGGCUCGAGAGGCGGGGCCUGAGGAGGAGGGGGCGCGGCCUGAGGAGGAGGGGGCGGAGCUGGAGGUGAUGGGAGCCCUCACCCUGCUGUUGACACAGCAAACACAGCUCAGCCCCCUGGUGCAGCGCCUGACCGGGUGCGUGAGUGUGGGGGAGCUGACCGCAGAGACCGCACACACGACCGUGGAGCGAGUGUUCCGAACCCUGCGGGGACUGGGCCACGCCCGCCGCCACCUGAAGCACCUGCGCUCCACCUACAGCCCCGGCGACGGCGUGCACCAGGCGACGUACAGGCCCUUGCUGAAGCUGGUUCUGGAGGAGAUCUUCCACCCUGACCGACGGGACUGCCCUGAUAUCGAGCACAUGUCUGCAGGCCUGACUGACCUGCUUAAGACUGGAUUCAGCAUGUUCAUGAAAGUGAGUCGACCGCACCCCAGUGACCACGCCCCACUGCUGCUCUUCCUGGUGGGAGGAGUUACACCCUCAGAGCUGCGCCUGGUUCGGGAGACCGUGUCAGCCCACAAACCCAGCACACAGGUGCUGGUUCUCUCCACCAGACUGCUGAGCCCUAAAGACGUCCCUGAGCUGCUGUUUGGGACAGAGAGACUGUUCCCUGACAUCGGUGUGUGAGACAGGUCCCCCAGAUCAGCACAUGCCUGCUCAUUUCCCUUCCGACUGGUCCCUGUGUGAGUGCGUGCGUGCAUGUGUGCGUGUGUGUGUGUGUGUGUGUGUGUGUGUGUGUGUGUGUGUGCAUGUGUGUAUGUGUGUGUGCAUGUGUGUAUGUGUGUAAGGACAUGGUGCAUGGUGUCAGUCUGAUAUUUGAAGACGGUGUAUGUGAUACUGCAGCAUGACUGCCCUGUUUGACUCUGUUCUGGCUCAGAUUCCUACAUGUAAUAAACAUGCAACACAUUCA